AUGCCUGAAACUACUCUCCUCAAAGCUGCCGGAUACGGUUCUUUUCUGGUUGCCAUCAAGCAUGCUCUUACUGGGAAACAAUUCCAUCGUCUUCCUCAGUUCCAAGACCUUCCAAAUCUUGCGAACACAUGCAGCACACAUCCCGAAUUAUUAAGGGAACCUAUGAGCCGUGCCAUGGCUGCUCUAAUCGUCAGCAUUGCUUGGUCUAGCUCUGCUUGGUCUAGCUCUGCUUGGUAUCUUCGAAGAGCGAUCAAAGCUAGCGGGUUCCUCACAGCCACGGCCGGUAUAUUGCAGGCCUACGCAGCACUGUACUGA
Penicillium subrubescens is the source of this 315-nucleotide messenger RNA. RefSeq lists its product as uncharacterized. NCBI's taxonomy places the organism in Eukaryota, Fungi, Ascomycota, Eurotiomycetes, Eurotiales, Aspergillaceae. The transcript has 3 exons. The coding region runs from base 1 to 315 and encodes 104 amino acids. The record is from RefSeq and is a predicted model, not a curated record.